This is a messenger RNA of Penicillium malachiteum, 1560 nucleotides long. RefSeq lists its product as uncharacterized. Bases 1 to 1560 code for a protein of 519 amino acids. The transcript is spliced from 3 exons. Gene Ontology annotation, molecular function: RNA binding. Lineage: Eukaryota; Fungi; Ascomycota; Eurotiomycetes; Eurotiales; Aspergillaceae. Gene Ontology annotation, biological process: mRNA cis splicing, via spliceosome; regulation of alternative mRNA splicing, via spliceosome. Gene Ontology annotation, cellular component: U2 snRNP; U2-type prespliceosome; catalytic step 2 spliceosome. The record is from RefSeq and is a predicted model, not a curated record.
AUGGACUCCUCAAAUGGUAUCACCCCUUUGCCAGAGAAUGUGAACAAGCCGCCUGAGGGCUUGGUACUUCCUCCGAAAGAUAUUAGAGCAAUUGUCGAGAAGACCGCUGGCUACGUCUCUCGGAAUGGAUCAGUAUUUGAAGAUCGCGUCCGCGAGAAAGAAAAGAACAACCCGAAAUUCUCCUUCCUUAACCCUGACGAUGCCUAUGCGUCUUUCUAUCAAUGGCGCUUGUCUGAAAUCAGCGAAGGUCGAGGUACCACCGUCUCUGCAGGCCGAUCAGGAGAGACUGUCCCCAUCACAGAAGCCAAGACCCCCGAGGGACCCCCCGAACCGCCUACAUUCCAUUUCUCUGCCCGGAUGCCCAUCAGUCAUGCACAGGAUCUAGAAGUUGUGAAAAUCACUGCGCUAUUUGCCUCCAAACGUGGCAAAUCAUUUGUUACCGCACUUUCCCAGCGAGAGGCGCGGAAUCCCCAGUUUGAGUUCCUCCGGCCCGGUAAUAGCCUUCAUCAGUUUUUCACACGACUGGUUGACCAGUAUACAAUUCUCCUCCGAUCGGAAGGUAUCAGCGAGAGUACUACAGAGCAGAGACGCUCCACGGAGCUAGCAAAGAAUGCGAAAGGCAAACAUCACAUCUUGGAGCGGGCCAAGCAGCGCGCCGCCUGGGUCAAACACCAAGAGCAGCAGAAGCAAGAGAAGGAGGAUCAGGAGGAACAAGAGCGCAUAGAAUACGCUCAGAUCGACUGGCAUGAUUUUGUGGUUGUUGAGACGGUCAUGUUCACUGAGAGUGACGAGCAUGAGGAUCUACCGCCCCCGACCUCAUUGAAUGAUCUCCAAUCCGCAUCCCUGGAGCAAAAAGCCGCCAUGUCUCUAAAUCCUCUGCGCAUCGAAGAAGCCAUGCCCACCGAUCUCGAUACGCCCAUUUAUUACAAUGCUCAUCCUGCCCCAAUCGAGCCAGCUCUUGCGCCGCAGCCUUCUGUUACUUCACACAUUACCCCGGGCCAAGCCCCAUACCUACCACCCACCAUGGAUUACAAUUCCCAGUACCCAGUUGUUCCACCCGUUCAAGCUUCGCAAGCUAUUGUCGACUCAUCUGGGCUGGGAAUCCCGAGCAAGCCACCUAUGCGCAUCCGCUCCGACUACGUUCCACGAGCCCAAGCUCGUCGUCAGCAGGGUGCCACCGCGAUUUGCCCCAAUUGCCACCAACAGAUUCCCGUCACAGAGCUGGAUGAACAUGUACGCAUCGAAUUGCUUGAUCCACGCUGGAAAGAACAACGCGCCAAGGCCGAUGCUCGCAGUGCCACGACCAAUCUGUCCACUGUCGACGUUGUCAACAAUCUCAAGCGUCUAGCUAGUCAGCGCAGCGACGUUUUCGACUCUUCUCCCGUAUCUGGCAUACAAUCCGAAGAAGAGGAUCGCCGUAAACGCUUGGCCAUGGGGGCAGUUCCACCAGCAGAUGGUCCGCAACCUCCCGGGGUGGCAGUUCCUUCAGGCGUGCACAAUCCCCAAAAUAUGAACAUUGAGGACCAGAUCCGGCAUAUCCACCAACGAGCCCGGCAAUAA